This is a messenger RNA of Melopsittacus undulatus (budgerigar), 2716 nucleotides long. It is a transcript of the gene ZBTB17, whose product is annotated as zinc finger and BTB domain containing 17. Gene Ontology annotation, biological process: regulation of transcription by RNA polymerase II. Gene Ontology annotation, molecular function: protein binding; DNA-binding transcription factor activity, RNA polymerase II-specific; RNA polymerase II cis-regulatory region sequence-specific DNA binding. The record is from RefSeq and is a predicted model, not a curated record. NCBI's taxonomy places the organism in Eukaryota, Metazoa, Chordata, Aves, Psittaciformes, Psittaculidae.
GGGCGACGCCGCUUCCGCCCGGCGCCAAGAUGGCGGCGCCCUUUGUCUGGUCCGUGUCACGGUGAGCGCCGCCGGGCCCGGCAUGGCAGACCUUGCAGGAGCACUGACUGGAAAUGAGGACAGGCUCCCCUUCACAGACACUGGAAGGAGUGGGGCUGCUGUGUUCCCCGAGCUGACACGCAAGGAGGGAGAUGACGGAUGGCUGCGUAGAGACUGACUUGAGCACUGGGAAAGGGGAAUACCCUGAAGGAGAGCCACAACCAUCUCACUCACAGCCUCGGUCCUCGGGAUAUCUCCACUCCUUGCAGCGCAGGGCCAUGGAUUUCCCCCAGCACAGCACCCAAGUCCUGGAGCAGCUGAACCAGCAGCGGCAGCUGGGCUUGCUCUGUGACUGCACCUUCGUGGUGGAUGGCAUCAACUUCAAGGCCCACAAAGCCGUGCUGGCAGCCUGCAGUGAGUACUUCAGGAUGCUCUUUGUCGACCAGAAGGACGUGGUGCACCUGGACAUCAGCAAUGCAGCAGGCCUGGGCCAGGUUUUGGAGUUCAUGUACACAGCUAAGCUAAGCCUAAACCCUGACAAUGUGGAAGAUGUGUUGGCUGUGGCAGGUUUCCUCCAGAUGCAGGAGAUUGUCAGCGCUUGCAAUGCUCUCAAGUCCCUCACUGUGCCAGCAGAGAGCCCACAGCCCCCUGCAGAGCUCGCAGCUGACAAAGUGACCACUGAGGACAAGGCAGCAGAAGCAGGGGCUGACCCUGACAAACCCAACCCAGUUCCUCCUGACCUGGAGGAGAAGGAAGAGGCUCCCAAGGUGCAGGCGGAGCUGCUGGGUGCCCAGGAAGGGACAGAUGCUGCCGCACCAGAGGGUCCCAGCACCACAGGUCCUGCCUGCCCGGAGAGCGUGGGCAGCAGCAGCAGCCCCACAGCACAGGGCAGCAUCACUCAGAGCACUGGAGCAGGAGAGGUGGAGCUGGAAGGGAAGGAGGAAGAGGGGGAAAUGACAGCAGAGGAGGAGGAAGAGGCCAAAAUUCCUGAGGAAGAGCAGCCCCGCUUGGAAAACGGAGAAAACACUGAGGAUAAUGAAUCUGGGAGCACUGAUUCCGGGCAGGAAAACUCGGGAGAAUCCCGACUGCUGCGUUCAGGCACUUACAGCGACAGGACCGAGUCCAAAGCCUACGGCUCUGUCACACACAAGUGUGAGGACUGUGGGAAGGAAUUCACCCACACCGGGAAUUUCAAGCGGCACAUCCGCAUCCACACGGGAGAGAAACCCUUCUCCUGCAGGGAGUGUAACAAAGCCUUCUCCGACCCAGCUGCAUGCAAAGCUCACGAGAAGACUCACAGCCCGCUGAAGCCGUACGGCUGCGAGGAGUGCGGGAAGAGCUACCGGCUCAUCAGCCUGCUGAACCUGCACAAGAAGCGGCACACGGGGGAGGCCAAGUACCGCUGCGAUGACUGCGGCAAGCUCUUCACCACCUCGGGCAACCUGAAGCGGCACCAGCUGGUGCACAGUGGGGAGAAGCCCUACCAGUGUGACUACUGCGGGCGCUCCUUCUCCGACCCCACCUCCAAGAUGCGACACCUCGAGACCCACGACACCAACAAGGAGCACAAGUGUCCCCACUGCGACAAGAAGUUCAACCAGGUGGGGAAUUUGAAGGCUCACUUGAAGAUUCACAUUGCGGAUGGGCCCCUCAAGUGUCGGGAGUGUGGCAAGCAGUUCACCACGUCAGGGAACCUCAAGCGGCACCUGCGGAUCCACAGUGGGGAGAAGCCCUAUGUCUGCGUCCAUUGCCAGCGCCAGUUCGCUGACCCUGGGGCGCUGCAGCGGCACGUUCGGAUCCACACGGGGGAGAAGCCAUGCCAGUGCUUGAUCUGCGGGAAAGCCUUCACCCAGGCCAGCUCCCUCAUUGCCCACGUGCGGCAGCACACAGGGGAGAAGCCCUAUGUGUGUGAGCGCUGCGGGAAGAGGUUCGUGCAGUCAAGCCAACUGGCCAACCACAUCCGCCACCAUGACAACAUCCGGCCCCACAAGUGCACUGUCUGCAACAAAGCCUUUGUCAACGUGGGCGACCUCUCCAAGCACAUCAUUAUCCACACCGGGGAGAAGCCGUUCCUGUGUGAUAAAUGUGGUCGGGGCUUCAACCGUGUGGACAACCUGCGCUCCCAUGUGAAGACCGUGCACCAGGGCAAGGCUGGGAUCAAAAUCCUGGAGCCGGAGGAAGGCGACGAGGUCAACAUCGUCACGGUGGCCUCCGAUGACAUGGUGACAUUGGCCACCGAGGCGCUGGCGGCCACCGCUGUCACCCAGCUCACGGUGGUGCCGGUGGCGGCCGCCGUGACCGCGGAUGAGACUGAAGCACUUAAAGCCGAGAUCACCAAAGCAGUGAAGCAAGUGCAGGAAGCGGAUCCCAACACCCAGAUCCUUUACGCCUGCGAUUCCUGUGGGGAGAAGUUCCUGGACGCCAGCAGCCUGGCGCAGCACGUCCGCAUCCACACGGCCCAGGCGCUCGUCAUGUUCCAGGCGGACACGGACUUUUACCAGCAGUAUGGCCCUGCCGGCACCUGGCACACGGAGCAGGUCAUUCCUGCGGGAGAGCUGCUCUUCCGCACCCGGGAUGCUCCUCCGACCCCCCCCCCGGCCCCAUUGGGCCCACAGCCGGCGGCUGGAGAGGGGCAGCCCCCCCCCUCCGAGUGACCCCUCACCACCCCCCACCCCCC